AUGCGGCACCAGCACCAGCGCGGAGGGCUGCGCCAGCUCAUUGCGGCCAAGUACGUCUACCUGCUCCUCGUUGCCUGCGCGAUCUGCGUCUUUGGCCUCCUCUUUGAGAUCUCGCAGCUCUCGUCCGCCUUCCAGGGUGAACCCAGCAAGCUCCACGCCGCUGACCACGCGCUCCCGGCCGCGUCGCGCUCGUCGCUCAAGAAAGUCGCACCGCAAAUCGACCACGCGAUUGCUGUGAUCAUGACCAAUUACCGCGAUUCUGAGCAGUGCGUGGCCACGCUCACGUCGCUCUACGAGAUGGCGGAUGCACCGCACGGUCUGCACCUCGUGCUCUUUGAAGAGAUUGACGCGACGAGCGGCGACCCGAACGACGCAAGCUGCUUCGAGACGUUCUGUGCUGCGUCGCGUGAUAUCUGCGCCGAGCACCGCGGCCGUAUCGACCACAAGUUCCGGCACGCAAACGACCACGUGGGCCCGAGCCCGGCGCGGGCCCUCGCCGAGGCCAUGGUUCCGUCGAAUUGGUUGACAGCGCCAAAGAACAAGUACUAUCUCUCGAUCGACUCGCGCCUCGAGUUUGUCGACAAGUGGGACACGCUGUUGCUCACCGAGUGGCGCCGGGCGCAGAACCCCCAUGGCAUCCUCAGCAUCGCGCCGCCCGCGCUCGUAUCCAAAGCGUGGCCCAUCGAUCGCACGCAGCGCGCACUCAUGUGCACUGCGCGUGUGUGGACCAAAGACGCGGCGCUGGCGGCUGUAGAUUUCAACCCGCCCGUGCUCGUCAAGCCGCCGUUCACCGAGCCACGCCUCAGCGCCCAGUACGCCGAAAGCUUCCAUUUCGGGCCGAUCCACGCGCUGUCGGCGGCGCCCGCCGACGCCAAAGCCCUCUACGUAUGGCACGGCGACGCGUACCAUCGAGCGACGCGGUGGUGGACGUCGGGCUAUGAUUUCUACGCCCCGUCCAUCGAGAUCGCAUAUGCCAAGUACAUGCCUCGGGUGCUGCACCCGCUGCAGCUGGUGCAAUGGGACGUCAAGUCGCCGGAUCCGCUCGCCGCCAUGAAAACCACGCAGCGCCAAAGCUACGCGCACCUGCAAGCGCUGUACACGGGCGCCAACGUCGGGACCAAGCGCUCGUUCAAGCAGUGGGUCGCGUUCAGCCACGUAUACCCGACAGCCGCGUACGACAUGUCGACAGACAAGCAGUUUAUGGCGUGCAAUCCGCUCUCGUAUGUCCCGCCUCGCAGCUGA
Molecule: messenger RNA, 1242 nt
Organism: Saprolegnia diclina VS20
Lineage: Eukaryota; Oomycota; Saprolegniomycetes; Saprolegniales; Saprolegniaceae
Exons: 1
Coding region: 1-1242 (413 amino acids)
Source: RefSeq, a predicted model, not a curated record